Molecule: messenger RNA, 516 nt
Organism: Protopolystoma xenopodis
Lineage: Eukaryota; Metazoa; Platyhelminthes; Monogenea; Polystomatidea; Polystomatidae
Source: the annotation of a GenBank genome assembly
AUGAAUAGAACUCCUUUAUCGAAGCUGCAAACACGCCAAGGCCCUGUUAAUGCUAGCGAUGACUCAAAGAGAGUUCAAAAUUGUUUGUCGGAGAGACGCUUCACAUCUUGCUCACAAGCCUGGCUAAUCAGCAAAAUUCACAGCUUCUACUUCGAUGUACCACUUUACAGGGAUUCGCCAGACACAACCAAGUCCCUAUACCACCACAAGCAACACAAGCAUGACGCAAGGGAUCAACUAAAGCGUCAUCAAUUUGGUGUCGUUAAGCUCGUCUUGGUCGGCCUCGCCCGAAAAAUGGUUAAUAAAGACAUCAACGAGGAAGCUCUUACAAAAGCCCCACUAUCACUUGAGCUAAAUCAGGAUGGAGUUGAUUUUACCAUAUUUUUGCAAAUAGGUCGCGUUGUCAUGGCGAACUCUUCUGCCAGAGUAGUCAUGGUGACUAACAACUUCAGACAGUGGACUUGGUACAUUCGAAGACGUUUAGUUGGCCCCUUCAGUGAGCCUUGCAAGUCAUAG